This is a messenger RNA of Haemorhous mexicanus (house finch), 4309 nucleotides long. RefSeq names its product TNF receptor associated factor 1 (gene TRAF1). Gene Ontology annotation, biological process: regulation of apoptotic process; protein K63-linked ubiquitination; regulation of canonical NF-kappaB signal transduction. Gene Ontology annotation, cellular component: cytoplasmic side of plasma membrane; plasma membrane signaling receptor complex. The transcript has 11 exons. Gene Ontology annotation, molecular function: zinc ion binding; ubiquitin protein ligase binding; tumor necrosis factor receptor binding. The coding region runs from base 634 to 2286 and encodes 550 amino acids. NCBI's taxonomy places the organism in Eukaryota, Metazoa, Chordata, Aves, Passeriformes, Fringillidae. The record is from RefSeq and is a predicted model, not a curated record.
GCUUUGUAGAAUCUUUCCUGCACUCUAAGAAGGCUUUGCAGGUUUUGCUGAACUCCUGCGUUUCCCUGCUGUGCUACCCCGGGCUGCGUUGGAGGGUGAGGCCCAGCGGGGCUUCCCCGCCGAGGUUUCCCGGAGGCUCCGGCGGCCCCAGGCUCCCGGAGCCGGGCAGGGGCUGCCCCGGGCAGCCGGGGCCGUGCGGGGAUGUCGCGCUGUCACCGCGCUCUGGGCACUCAGGGCUUUCUGUCCGAGUCCCCGGGCACCGCUCCGCUUUCAGGAACCAGCCGCCACAUGCUCCAUUUCGGUGGCCCGGGGGAAUUCGCCUGGCGGGGCCUUUCCUCGGGCAGUUCCCCGUGCCCGCGGCCGGGACAGCGCCGCUGCCCCGAGCAGGGGACGCCCCGCUCCCGCCGGCCCCGGGGCGCGGCUCGGGCUCCCCGCUCCUCCCGGCCGGAGCGAGGCAGCAUCGCCGGCAGCCAGCCCAGCCCCCAGCAGCGGCCCCGAUACCGCGGUGAGCGGCCCCGGUACCCGCGGUGAGAGGCCCGGUACCCGCGGUGAGCAGCCCCGGUACCCCGGUGAGAGGCCCGGUACCCGCGGUGAGCGCCCGCCAGGGCCCGGCGGGCUCAGAGCUCGCUGCAGAUGGCUGAGAGCAGCCCCAGGAGCCUGCAGGACCCCCCCAGCUCUGCCCCUGAUGAGAACGAGUUCCCCUUCGGGUACCCCACCAGCAUCUGCGAGGACGUGCCUGGGCAGAAGUUCCUGUGCAGCAACUGCCACAACAUCCUGAAGAAAGCCCUGCAGACGCUGUGUGGGCACAGGUACUGCUCUGCCUGCCUCACCUGGAUCGUCAGAAACAAUAAAAAUGCAAUUUGCCAGAAGUGUAAAGAGGAAGAUCCCAACACUUUAGGUGAGGAAAGCCUAUUGGCAGAAGAAAGGGCUUUUGGUGAUGCUGCCAUUAAUAAAGAGAUUUCUGAGCUCAGAGUCCACUGUGUGACCCUUGGGUGCAGCUGGUCUGGUAUCAUGAAAGAUUUUGAAGAGCAUCAGAGUUUAUGUGAAUAUGCUUUGAUCCCUUGUCACACUGGCUGUGGGCACGUGGUGAUGAGGAGGAAGCUGGCAGAUCACUUGGAAAAUGGAUGUGUCAAUAAUGUGACAGUGUGUCAGCAGUGCCAGAGCAGCCUGGCCAGCUCUGAGUGCCAGGAGCAUUCAUGUGAAGGCAGUUUAUGCAAGGAACAAAAACCUGUGCAAACAGAAACAGCAUCAAAGGAAAAGCAGAGCCACUGUACAUCCUCAGGCAGCAAGGAUGGCUGUUGUUUUUCUGAAGUUGGCUGUGCAUUCAGGGGAAGCAAAGAGAAGAUCCAGGAGCACGAAAAAGCCGCGGUGGGGGCCCACAUGCUGCUCCUGCUGCAGCACAUGAGGCAGCUGCAGGGAGCCCUGUGCUCCAAGGGCUUCUCCCCACGGCCAGAGCUGAGCUUGAAGAGUGCAGGGAAAAGCAUCUGUGAGCUGCAGAUCCCAGCAGGGCUGGGGCUCAGCAGGGAUCCAGAGCUGGACUGUUUCCCUGGCCCUGAGGAUGAGUCUGUCCUGCAGCAGCUGGUGAGGGAGAAGGUGAUUUCUGAGCUGGAAAAUAAGCUGCAUGUGUUUGAGAACAUUGUGGCAGUGCUCAACAAGGAGGUGGAGAGCUCCAAUUUGGAAAUCCUGGCCUUCAGGAGACAGAGUGAACUGGACCAGAACAUAAUACGGGGCCUUGAGCUGAAGAUUGCAGAGCUGCACCAGUGCCUGAUGCAGAAGGAUGCAGGCCUGAGCAGCCUGCACAAGAGCCUGCUGUUCUCUGAGCAAGCCUCCUACGAUGGCAUCUUCCUCUGGAAAAUCACUGAGGUUGGCAGGAAGCUCCAGGACUCUGUGACUGGCAGGACAGUCAGUUUGUACUCCCCAGCUUUCUACACUGCAAAAUAUGGCUACAAGGUGUGUCUGAGGGUGUACCUGAACGGGGAUGGGACAGGGAAAGGAACCCACAUGUCCCUGUUCUUCGUGGUCAUGAAAGGCGACUACGACGCUCUGCUCCCGUGGCCCUUCAGGCACAAGGUGACGUUUAUGUUGCUUGACCAGAAUAACAGGGAGCACAUAAUCGAUGCCUUUCGCCCAGACCUGACUUCUGCUUCCUUCCAGAGGCCAGUGAAUGAGAUGAAUGUGGCCAGUGGCUGCCCCCUGUUCCUGCCCUUGGCCAAGCUGCAGUCCCCCAAACACGCCUACGUGAGGGAGGACACCCUUUUCCUGAAGUGCAUCAUAGAGACAAAUUAGCAGGUCCUGAGGUGUGGCUGGCUGGGGAGGUCACCUCUGAAUGUCAAGAGAUUGUGAGGAAAAACCCCUCGGUGUGAGACCUGGUGUUAGUUUGUGUGUACACAAAACCCCCGAGCCUGAGCCUGCAGCCCCUGAACCCAGUGCCAUGCCCUGGAGAUGGCCCAGAGCAGCAGCUGCUGGCAGGGGAUUGCUCCCCAAAGCAGCCAGUGCUCACGGGGGAGGUGUCACUUGUGGGGGAGUGUCACCCAUGGUCUAGAUGUCACUCAUGUCACCCAUGGUCUAGGUGUCACUCAUGGUCUAGGUGUCACUCAUGGCUUAGGUGUCACUCAUGGUCUAGGUGUCACUCAUGGCUUAGGUGUCACUCAUGGUCUAGGUGUCACUCAUGGGGGAGGUGUCACUCAUGGGUGAGGUGUCACUCCUGGGUUAGGUGUCACUGAUGGUCUAGGUGUCACUCAUGUCACCCAUGGUCUAGGUGUCACUCAUGGUCUAGGUGUCACUCAAGAGUUAGGUGUCACUCAUGGUCUAGGUGUCACUCAAGAGUUAGGUGUCACUCAUGGCUUAGGUGUCACUCAUGGUCCAGGUGUCACUCAUGGUCUAGGUGUCACUCAUGGUCUAGGUGUCACUCAUGGGGGAGGUGUCACCCAUGGUCUAGGUGUCACUCAUGUCACUCCUGGGUUAGGUGUCACUCAUGGGGUGAGGUGUCACUCAUGGUCUAGGUGUCACUCAUGGUCUAGGUGUCACUCCUGGGUUAGGUGUCACUCAUGGUCUAGGUGUCACUCAUGGCUUAGGUGUCACUCAUGGCUUAGGUGUCACUCAUGGUCUAGGUGUCACUCCUGGGUUAGGUGUCACUCAGGAGUUAGGUGUCACUCAUGGCCUAGGUGUCACUCAACGGUUAGGUGUCACUCAUGGCUUAGGUGUGGCACUGUCACCCCUGUCCCACGCUGCUGCAGCAGGGGCUGUUCCUCCCCCCAGCUGGCCCUGUGGUUCUGUGGUUCUGGGCAGGGGCUGGGGCUGAAUUCCCUGAAUUCCCUGAAUUCCCUGAAUUCCCAGGUCUGUGGGUCCUGGCAGUGCCCAGCGGGUGCAGCUCCUUUCCCAGAGCUCUGGGUGAGCUCCUGUGGGGCUGCACUGCCUGGCAGCCCCGGGGGGGAUUUUGGCUGCUCCCCAGCAGGACCAAGGGCAGGUUCCUCCCCCCAGCCCAGGUCAGGUGUCUCUCUGCUUCCCCAGGACCUUGGAAGCCAGAGCUGUGGCCCUGCUGUGGGCCCUCACCCUGGGGGUUCAUUUCUUGCAGUUUAUUCCAGAUCUCUGUUUCUGUGCUCUGGAAGGAGAUGUUGAGUUGCAUCAGCAGGCAGGGACCAGGCUGCACUGUGCUUGGGGGAAUUACCUCUGGGAUUUCCAGAGGAGCUCUGGGGCUUUCCCACUGUGGAUACAGAGCUCUGGGAAGGCCAGAGCUCUGCCCAGGCAGGGUGAGGCCCUCAGUGAGCUGGUUUAGUGUCCAGUCACUUCCUGCACCUUCAAGGCAGGUGACUUAUUAGAAAUUAUUGAUUUUUUUUUUUUUUUGCUUAAUGUGCUGUGAUGUUUAAGGUUUUUUGCACGCUAAAAUAAGAAGUAACUGCUAGAAAUAGUUUUAUUCUUCUUGGGUUUCCUAAUAGAGGGAAGGAAUGAAUAAUUUUUUUAUAAGCAAGACAAACUUGGGGCUGUGUGGAUGUGUACAAAAUCUUUCACUUCUGUCUUGGCAACAGCCUUUAAAAUAAUUAGUUGUGAUAAAGCAUCACAUUUCAAAAACACCCACCGCAUAAACAAAUAUUUAUCAAAGCUUGUUUGGGAAGGAACUGGAUAUUCUGUGUCUUUUCCUCUAUUCCACCUUUCAAAUGUUCUUUCAGGGACAGAGUACUGGAGUGAUUUACCUAAACAGGUCAUGCAUUUCCUCUCUGCAUCACUUUGACAAGUGCUGUAUUUAUUACAAUCAUUCAUAUUUUCUUAUGAUUUUAUUUAUUUCCUAAAUAAAUCCCACUAACUUAAGAAA